Molecule: messenger RNA, 803 nt
Organism: Telopea speciosissima
Lineage: Eukaryota; Viridiplantae; Streptophyta; Magnoliopsida; Proteales; Proteaceae
Product: HMG-Y-related protein A-like
Exons: 2
Coding region: 142-663 (173 amino acids)
Biological process (GO): negative regulation of DNA recombination; nucleosome assembly; chromosome condensation
Cellular component (GO): nucleosome; nucleus; chromatin
Molecular function (GO): double-stranded DNA binding; nucleosomal DNA binding
Source: RefSeq, a predicted model, not a curated record
CCUCAUCUUCCCCAGAACUGUUCUGAUCUCUCUGUGUCUUUUCUCUCUCCUACAUUAUUCAUCUCUCUAUCUUCUGUUGUUUUUGUAGUUGUAGUUGUAGACUUGUAGUUAGCUGUCAGGUGGGUCUUAUCUGUAACUUCCAUGGCUACGGUAGAGGUGAAUAAACCUUCAUCACUCCCUCCGUACUCAGAGAUGAUAUUUGCAGCGAUCGCAGCCUUGAACGACAAGAAUGGUUCGAACAAGUCGGCGAUAUCAAAGUACAUAGAAUCUCAGUAUGGGGAUCUUCCGGCACACUCAGAUUUGUUGUCGCUUCACCUGAACAAGAUGAAGGAAAGUGGUGAGCUCAUCCUGGUCAAGAACAACUACAUGCGGCCUAAUCCUAAUGCUCCUCCAAAGCGUGGCCGUGGUCGUCCGCCGAAGCCUAAAGCUCCUUUGCCGCCUGGACAUGUUCCUCCGCCGCCGAGACCAAGGGGUCGUCCGCCCAAGCCCAAAGACCCUAACGCGGUUGCAACACCUAAGGUUUCUUCUGGGAAGCCUCGUGGAAGACCACCCAAGAUGGCCAGAUCGGCUGGUGCUCCGACGACGACGACAACUGGGUCUCCUAGACCUCGUGGAAGACCCCCUAAGGUGAAAACACAAUUUGCUUCGGCGGGUUUUGAUUAAGGCUUUGUUGAGUUGUAACAAUUUCACCUCUUCUGAUUUUUCUCUUAUUCUUGGGUGUUUUUAAUGUAUGUGUGUCUGUAAUUGCAUGUAGCCAUGUACAUUGUGCAGCUAAUGGUAAUCUUUUUAGGGUUUCUUUAUUG